AUGCGCGUCCAGCUCAAGCACGUCCUGCCCUUGGCUCUCCUCCUCACUGGCGUUGCGGCCAAGACGACGACCGACGAUUCUUCCAGCACCGCGGUUUCAGACGCUUCGGCCACGGCCGACCAGACCACUGCGACUACCGACGCUACAAACACGGGUGACGAGAGCAGCACGGCAACAGGCAAAGCAGCAGACAAGACGAGCAAGACGGAUAAGAAAACCACCAAGACCAAGGCGGACAAGACCACCACGGCUGCGCAAGAUACCUGGGUAGCCUCUGUUCAGGCGACGGUAGCUCCCGACCUCAACGCCGGCGCCGUCUCGCUCAAGGACCCAGGCUUCAUUGUCCUCGGCCUGGCAUUCGGCAUGAUGAUGGUCGGCACCGCAUUCCUUUGA
Molecule: messenger RNA, 393 nt
Organism: Ilyonectria robusta
Lineage: Eukaryota; Fungi; Ascomycota; Sordariomycetes; Hypocreales; Nectriaceae
Exons: 1
Coding region: 1-393 (130 amino acids)
Source: RefSeq, a predicted model, not a curated record